AUGGAGCCUAUGGAUCCAUGGUACAAAGGAUUCAGAGGACACAUUGAGAAACCAUCAGCAAAAGAAGGCGGGGUUAGUUACACUAUCUGUGGAGUUAUAGAGGAAGUCAAUGAAACUACACUCAGGAUUACAGAGCUACCAAUCCGCAAGUGGACUCAAGAUUACAAGGAAUUUCUGGAAUCAAUCAUGACCGGGAAUGAUAAGAUAAAGGAUCCAUUUAUCAAGGACUAUAGGGAGCAUAAUGAUGAAAAUACUGUACAUUUCGAAGUUAUAUUGUUUGAGGAGAACUUGAUCUUGGCCAAGCAAGAGGGGUUGCUGAAGAAAUUCAAGCUAACCACUACUAUAAGCACAAGUAAUAUGCACCUCUUCGACUCAGAAGGUGUAAUAAAGAAAUUUGACACGCCUGAACAAAUUCUUGACGAAUUCUUUCAUAUAAGGCUGGAGUUUUAUGAGGAAAGAAAGAAAGUUCUGCAGGACAAUCUCGAAAUGGAGCUGUUGAAACUUGACAACAAGGUUAGGUUUAUUCUGGGGGUUUUGGAAGGCAAGAUCAUUGUGAGCGACAGGAAGAGAGCAGAUUUGUUUGUUGAAUUGAAGGAAAAAGGUUUCACUCCUUUCCCCCAAAAAACCAAAACUGUGCAAGGUGUGGUUGCUGGGGCAACUGAUGAUGUAGAAGAACUUAAGGAGAAUUCUGAGACAGUAACCAGCAAAGGUGUACACGCGAGUGAUUAUGAGUACUUGUUGUCAAUGGCAAUUGGGACCUUGACACUUGAGAAGGUUCAGGAGCUAUGUGCUGAUAGAGAUAAGCUCAACGAAGAGGUUGAUGAUUUGAAAAAGGCAACUCCAAAAUCUAUGUGGACGAAAGAUCUUGAUGCUCUUGAAAGAGAGCUUGAUGUAUGA
Ilex paraguariensis (yerba mate) is the source of this 897-nucleotide messenger RNA. The record is from the annotation of a GenBank genome assembly. NCBI's taxonomy places the organism in Eukaryota, Viridiplantae, Streptophyta, Magnoliopsida, Aquifoliales, Aquifoliaceae.